Molecule: messenger RNA, 1574 nt
Organism: Nicotiana tabacum (common tobacco)
Lineage: Eukaryota; Viridiplantae; Streptophyta; Magnoliopsida; Solanales; Solanaceae
Cellular component (GO): Golgi apparatus
Source: RefSeq, a predicted model, not a curated record
UUGCCUUUUCUUUAACAUCAUAAAUAUAGGUCGUAGACUUGUAGUUGAAGAUAAGUACUAAACUGAAACAUUUAAAAAUUUGAGGAACCAAUUUGAGUUUCCUCUGGAUCUUCAUAUUUAUUUGUUCCUCUGCUACUCAAGAAUCAGAAAUGGCGAUCCAAAAAACCCACAAGGCAAAGCCAAAACCAAGAUCCUCAACACUCAUACUCACAGUUGCAAUUGCAGCGAUAACGUUACUAUACAUUGCUUCACCAUUAGUUUCCCCAAAUGGGUUCUCUUUUUCAACUCCAAAAAGCUUAAGAAACUCAGUGUACUCUAAAAACCAUAAACAAUUUAAUGGGCCUCACAAGUACCUUUAUUGGGGCAAUAGAAUUGACUGCCCUGGAAAACAUUGUGAUACUUGUGCAGGUUUGGGUCAUCAAGAAUCAAGCCUUAGGUGUGCUCUUGAAGAAGCUAUGUUUCUUCAGAGAACGUUUGUUAUGCCUUCAAGGAUGUGUCUCAAUCCAAUCCACAACAAAAAAGGGAUUCUUCAUUGGUCCAGCAAUUCAACCACUGAGGAAAGGUGGGGCGAUAGUUCGUGUGCUAUGGAUUCUUUGUAUGAUGUGGAUCUCAUCUCUGACACUGUACCUGUAAUUUUGGACAACUCCGAAAUGUGGCAUCAUGUCCUGGCAACAAGCAUGAAGUUAGGUUCUAGAGGGGUCGCCCACGUUGAAGGAGUUAGCAGGACUGAUCUCAAAGAAAAAAGUUUGUACUCAAACAUUUUGCUUAUCAAUCGAACUGCAAGCCCACUUUCUUGGUUUGCGGAAUGCAAGGACAGGAAAAAUCACAGCUCCAUUCUUCUGCCAUAUUCGUUUCUUCCUUCAAUGGCUGCGGAAAAACUACGGCAUGCAGCAAAAAAGAUCAAGGUGCUGCUUGGUGAUUAUGAUGCUAUACAUGUUCGAAGAGGUGAUGUUUUGAAAACAAGGAAGGACAGGUUUGGGGUUGAUCGAAGUUUGCACCCUCAUUUGGACAGAGAUACACGUCCAGAGUUCAUUCUUUGCAGAAUAGGAAAAUGGGUACAGCGUGGGCGAACCCUUUUUAUUGCUUCUAAUGAGAGGACACCAGGCUUCUUUUCUCCUCUGGCUGUGAGGUACAAGCUGGCCUAUUCAUCAAAUUACAGCAGUAUCUUGGAUCCAGUGAUUGAGAAUAAUUACCAGCUCUUCAUGAUAGAAAGGCUUAUUAUGAUGGGAGCAAAAACAUUUAUUAAAACAAUGAAAGAAGAUGAUACUGAUCUCAGUCUUAGCGAUGAUCCUAAAAAGAAUACCAAGAAAUGGGAAAUACCUGUUUAUACAAGAGACAACGAAGAAUGUUAGUUCUCAGAUGCUUAACUGGAUUCUUUUGAGCAUGCUCGUUUCAUUCUUUACACCUUUUCACUCAAUUUUUGUUUAUUCACUUGUAAAUCAAAAUUUUCUUUGUGAAUGUCAGAGUUGUUAGGUACUACUUGAGAGAAUAGCCUGUUUCUACAUGUUGUAUGUAAAUUAUCAUAUUGACUUCAGUGGAAUCAAUUGCAGAUAUGCAAAGUAUUGUUUGAGUCA